CCUAUUCGACUUUCCGAAAAGUCAAGUUCAAUGAGAGUUAUCCGUCUUGAGUUGGAACUCUUCAAUUGGUUGGAUGAACUUCCGCCGAGUACUGUCAACUUCCGUCGAAAACAGUGCGCUGCUUCGAAGCUGUCAAAAUGGGGAAGGAUGACUUUGCUCUCCUAGCUGGCGCCUAUGAAGGAUGCCAGCUGGAGAGUAGUCUACUAAGAAGACGACUAAUAAAUGCCAAACGUACAAUCAGGCUCCUAAGACAAGGCAAUCAUCAACCUCCAGCUCCGGCUCCGGCUCCGGCUCCGGCUCCGGCACCAGCACCAGCACCGGCACCAGCACCAGCACCAGCUCCAGCAGCAGGCCCACCUCCACCGGCAGCAGCUCCAGCUGCACCACCGACAAGAAGAUCGCUGAGAAACCGUCAGCCAACAGUGCAGCAGCAGUGGGCCAUGGGAGGUGGGCAUUCUUAG
This is a messenger RNA of Haliotis rufescens (red abalone), 461 nucleotides long. RefSeq names its product male-specific opa-containing protein-like. The record is from RefSeq and is a predicted model, not a curated record. Bases 138 to 461 code for a protein of 107 amino acids. Lineage: Eukaryota; Metazoa; Mollusca; Gastropoda; Lepetellida; Haliotidae. The transcript has 4 exons.